Molecule: messenger RNA, 2637 nt
Organism: Nycticebus coucang (slow loris)
Lineage: Eukaryota; Metazoa; Chordata; Mammalia; Primates; Lorisidae
Gene: SNAI2
Product: snail family transcriptional repressor 2
Exons: 4
Coding region: 772-1578 (268 amino acids)
Biological process (GO): regulation of DNA-templated transcription
Molecular function (GO): DNA-binding transcription factor activity, RNA polymerase II-specific; RNA polymerase II cis-regulatory region sequence-specific DNA binding
Source: RefSeq, a predicted model, not a curated record
GAUUUUUUAAUGACUUUGUGCAGGCGCAAAAAGCACCAGGAAAAGGAGAUGACUAUUCGGAUUGAAUAAUUGUCUCUAAACACCCAGGCACGCUUUUUUCCCCCAUAAAAAUACAUCGUGACGCAUGAAAGGAUACCAACGUUGUGUUUGUGAGACAAUUUCCAGGAUUCCAAAUGACAGUUUACCUUCUGCCCCCGCCCCCUCCCCCAACUCCGGGCCACCGUUCCUUUUUAUCUUUGCAGUUUUCCAGUUCUUCUGAUGAGCCGUGUUUUAAAGGGCUACAAAGCAUUUCUUUCUCGCCACCAUAACUAAGACAGUGACAUGAUUACUUAAUUUCCCGGAGGAAGCGCCGCCUCAGGCUCUGCGGAAGUCCCGGGGACCCCAGCGCGGUCCCGCCCCGGCCCAGUGCUGCCCAGGUCCGGGCAGCCCCGCCGGGAGCUCGGCCUCCGCUCGCCCAGGCCUUUGUCUUCGUGCCGCAGCCUUUUUCAAGAGCCAGGAGUUCAUUAUUUGCGCCCUGUCUGUCCCAGAGGGAGGAGCUGAAAUCUGAACCUCUCGGCUGUGAUUGGAUCCUUCCUGCAAAAGCCAGGGGAAAAAACCCUCCCCGCCCCGGCAGGCUCAGUGCGUAAAGGAGCCGGGCGAGUGGAGAGGCGCCCGCCGUCCGCCGCACCUGAGCGCGGCCCUGGCCAGCCCCGCGGCCGCGAUGCUGUAGGGCCCGGCCAGUCCUCCCGCCGGACCGUUAUCCGCGCCCGCGCCGCCGGACCCGCCGGCAAGAUGCCGCGCUCCUUCCUGGUCAAGAAGCAUUUCAACGCCUCCAAAAAGCCAAACUACAGCGAACUGGACACACACACAGUGAUCAUUUCCCCAUAUCUCUACGAGAGCUACCCCAUGCCUGUCAUCCCCCAGCCGGAGAUCCUCAGCUCAGGAGCCUACAGCCCCAUUACUGUGUGGACUACCACGGCUCCGUUCCACUCCCCACUGCCUAACGGCCUCUCCCCACUCUCCGGGUACCCCUCAUCCUUGGGGAGAGUGAGUCCCCCUCCUCCAUCGGACACCUCAUCCAAGGACCACAGUGGCUCAGAAAGCCCCAUUAGCGAUGAAGAGGAAAGACUACAAUCCAAGCUUUCUGACCCCCAUGCCAUUGAAGCUGAGAAGUUUCAGUGCAAUUUAUGCAAUAAGAACUACUCGACGUUUUCUGGGCUGGCCAAACACAAGCAGCUGCACUGUGAUGCCCAGUCUCGGAAAUCCUUCAGCUGUAAGUACUGUGACAAGGAAUACGUGAGCCUGGGCGCCCUCAAGAUGCACAUUCGGACCCACACGUUACCUUGUGUCUGCAAGAUCUGUGGAAAGGCGUUUUCCAGACCCUGGUUGCUUCAAGGACACAUCAGAACUCAUACUGGGGAGAAGCCUUUCUCUUGCCCUCACUGCAACAGAGCAUUUGCAGACAGGUCAAACCUGAGGGCUCAUCUGCAGACCCAUUCUGAUGUAAAGAAAUACCAGUGCAAAAACUGCUCCAAAACCUUCUCCAGAAUGUCUCUUCUGCACAAACAUGAGGAAUCUGGCUGCUGUGUGGCGCACUGAGUGACGCAAUCAAUGUUUACUCGAACAGAAUGCAUUUCUUCACUCCAAAGCCAAAUGACCAAUUAAAGUCCAAAGGCGUUUUCUCUUGUGCUUACCGACCAAAUAAUAUGUAUAGACACAUACACACACACACACACGUGCACACACCGUACAUACCAGCACACACUGAAAGCUGCGAGAGCACGGAAUCCAUGUGUUUAAAGUUAAUCCUUUCCAUGUGAAGUUGAAAAUUACUAUCUAUUUACUGACAGUUAAAUUGAGAGAAUAAAAGAUAAGAACCUUUCUCUUCAAAGAUGAAGUGAAAAGCACAUUGCAUCUUUUCUUGCUAAGAGAGAACGCAAAGAUUUACAUUGCUGCCAAAUCAUUUCAACUGAAAAGAACAGUAUUGCUUUGUAGUAGAGUCUGCAAUGGAAUUUCCUCUCGGAAGAGAAUCUGCCAGACGCUAUCUCAGGUGCCUUAUAAAGUUUUCCAAGUUUACUUCAUUCCAUGUCUGAUGUCUGGUUGCCAUUGUUGAACUAAGGCCUUCUUUUUUGUUUUUCUUUUUUUAUUACCUAUAAUGCUUUAAAGUAUAUUUUUAAGAGAGAGAGAAAAGAUCGAGGAACAAGCGAAUGUAUUAAAAGUAUUUUUUGUUUUGUUUUUGCCAAUACAUAGUAUGUGCCUUAGGGGAGGAGGGAAAGAUUAACUUUGAACAUUCCUGGUGCAUGCUUCAUUUCUUAUUUUUUAAAAGAACUCUAAUGAUUUUCUAAAAUUAUUAAAGAUGGGAAUAAGUGCAAGAGACAAUUCUUAGAAAUUCAGUAAUGUACUUAAACCAUUUUAAAUGCAGAUGAUAAAUGCAAUAAUACAACACCUAUUCCAAGUGCCUUUUUUUAAUUACUUGUAUAGUUGAUGAGUCCGUGUAAAUUUGUGUUUAUUUUUAUAUGAUUGAAUGAGUUUUGUAUGAAAGUAAGAUGUUGUCUAUAGCUAUGUCUAUAAACAAUCUGAAGACUUGUGAACUCAAUAUUUCUUUUUUAGAAAACAAUUUUCAAGGUCUUUUUUACAAUAAACAUUUUUGAUUUAAAA